AUGUCGUUAGAGGGCUACAAUGCCGGCGAUUCGUUACCGUAUCAGACUCCUAUACUCGCACUAUCGUGGAUGGCACCACCGCAGUGGACUACUCCGUCACUAGCGCCAAUCCUCUCUCGGAAACUUCGCCCCUGGGGUGCACUUCAGAAAAACAAAACACAACUAAUGAUACGUUCGUAUGAGCUUGGAGUACUCAUUCUGGAUCCCGAGCGAGUAAAACUACCAUAUGAUUAUCCUGUCGCAAAUACAACAGACACAAGCGAGUUCGCCAACGAUUUGUGUUCAUACUUGGCCGAAUAUCGUCUUCCGGAUGUCACCUUCUGGAUAGAUCGUAUUCGUAACUGUGACUUCAGUGGUAUUUCUGACCGCUUAGUGUAUUCCGUUCCGGGCUACCAUCAAUUUGACAAGUUGACUAAAUUCGGGCAUCCAUCGCUGGCUCGCCUUACUUCGGGAUCGUCCAGUUCCGAACCGUGA
Cooperia oncophora is the source of this 474-nucleotide messenger RNA. The record is from the annotation of a GenBank genome assembly. Lineage: Eukaryota; Metazoa; Nematoda; Chromadorea; Rhabditida; Trichostrongylidae.